Messenger RNA from Fopius arisanus, 1393 nucleotides. Its product is annotated as alpha-2-macroglobulin receptor-associated protein. Gene Ontology annotation, biological process: regulation of receptor-mediated endocytosis. The record is from RefSeq and is a predicted model, not a curated record. Gene Ontology annotation, cellular component: endomembrane system; endoplasmic reticulum. The transcript has 7 exons. Lineage: Eukaryota; Metazoa; Arthropoda; Insecta; Hymenoptera; Braconidae. Gene Ontology annotation, molecular function: receptor antagonist activity; low-density lipoprotein particle receptor binding; heparin binding. Bases 172 to 1293 code for a protein of 373 amino acids.
ACCGAGUGAAAAGUCUGACGCAUAAAGUUAACCAAUCUUACUCUCGGCCAACUUAUUUUUUCUGUAUCACCUUUAAUAUAUAGAAAUACAAAAAAUUGAAUAGUAAUAUAAAGACCCACAGCAACUUGAUCAAAAAUUUGAUCUUCAACUUUUCCUCUUUUCUAUCUGAAAAUGUCAAAAUUCGUAAUGAUCUACUUACUAUGUAGUGUUUAUUCAUGUUCAUCAAUUUUUCAAUGUGCAUUAGCCAAUAAAUAUACUGCUGAAGCUAAUAAAGCGAUAAAAUUUAAUAAAGUGUCGAGCAGUCAUGGUGAAGAUAUUCCAGUUCCCAUCUCAAUACGAGGAGUCGACAAACCUUACAGAAUGGCCAAACUUAAUUUAUUAUGGGCCAAGGCUAAACACCGUUUGACAGAUGCCAAACUUCAGUCACUUUUCAGUGAUUUGAAACUACACGACGAAACAGAAUUAGCUUAUAAACAUUAUCAAGCAGAUGGAAAAGAUGAAGAAGGGCUAGAGGAAGCUCGCCUGAGAAAAAAACUGAUCGGUAUCAUGAGUACUUAUGGUUUGUUGGAUCAUUUUGCUGCAACUGAUGAUCCAGAAUUGCUUAAACAUCAUAAAGCUCUCAAUGACGGAAGCAAUUAUAUCGCUAGAGGGGUGUUUGAAGAUAAACGAUUAAAUCAACUUUGGGCAAAAGCUGAAAGAGCUGGCUUUACACACCAAGAACUGGAGGCACUUAAGGAAGAGUUUAAUCAUCAUCAAGAGAAGGUUGAUGAAUAUAUGGGUCUCUUGAAGGAUGUUGAUGCUGGAGAUUCAGAAACAUAUAAAAAUAGCGUGGAUGAGGAGCACGAAAGCUGGAACGAAAUUAACUAUAAAGAAGAAAAAUUGAAUUCAACGCCUAGCAUAAAAAUAGAUCAUAUUUCCAAAGCAAAUUUGCUCAGGGAAAAGCAUAUUGAAAUAAAAAGUGGAUACGAUAAUCUUGAUAGAAUAACGGCUCAGGGUAAAAAUCACCAAGAAUUCGUAGAGCCGAAAGUUCAGGGUUUAUGGAGAAUUGCAAAACAAGCACAAUUCACUAAAGAUGAACUGGCGUCUUUGAAGGAGGAACUUCAUCAUUAUGAAACCAGAUUAUUGAAGUUACGCCAUUUACAUACAAAUGCAGCUUUAGAAGCAGCGCGGAAUGGCAAAGAUUAUGACAUUAAUAAUUCAAAAAAUCAAAGGAUUAAAAAACACUCAAGAACUGUAGAAAAAUUGCAUGCUGAUAUCGAGUCGAGAAUUCUUGAACGCCAUACAGAAUUGUAAUCUCAAUUUUUCUUUGUCAUAAUACCAUAUGAAAGGAAUGAUACAAAUGGUUCAUUUCAGAUAGCAAAAAAAAUGAUGAAUAAAUAUUUUUUGACAUUUU